Papaver somniferum (opium poppy) is the source of this 898-nucleotide messenger RNA. RefSeq lists its product as uncharacterized. NCBI's taxonomy places the organism in Eukaryota, Viridiplantae, Streptophyta, Magnoliopsida, Ranunculales, Papaveraceae. The record is from RefSeq and is a predicted model, not a curated record. The transcript has 6 exons. Bases 382 to 702 code for a protein of 106 amino acids.
AACAAGAAACAAGUUACCGACUUCAUCCUGAUGCAACUCCAAGAUUUUUCAAUCUCCUUGUAAGUCUAAUCAAUGUAGUCGUGCAUUGACAUUGAGAUAGGAGAUCUAAUUAGGUUUUUCUGGAAAAAAAAUAGAAAAAUUAGUUAGAGGAUCUAAUUUUUCUAGGGUUUGUGAUUUGGAUAGAAUAAAUGUUGUUUCGAUUUAGGGGUUUGAUAUUUCUCUAGCAUUCUUUGUAGCAGCGGAUAUUUAUCAAGGACCGUAUGGUUGCUCAUUAAUCCAUUGCGAAACAGGUAUAAAAAUGAAGCUUUGUACGAUGUUGAAUUCGGAUGAUUGCCAAGGAACCCAUAGAAAUUAUUAUUUGUACGGAGGAAUCCAGUGUAGAUGAAAACAUGUAUGAGAGAGUAUUUAGUUACUGGAUUGAAUCAUAGGGACAAAUCCCCGCAGCAGUCUGAUAAACACGGAUGGGAGCACUGGCUUGAUUUCCCAAGUUUAUGGAGUUUUCCCCUAUUUCCUUUAACAGUUCUCCGCAGCGAAGGAUGGCUUUUGUUGUACAUUAUAACGAUAAUGGAUUUUAAGCGAUGGGAACAUUUAUACGAAGGAGGAUCUAAGUCUAAGGGAAGAACAGUUGCUAUGCCACUUCGUCCCAGGAGGACCUUCACUAGUGCUUGCAUAUACAGAGCCUUUUGCUGCACCACAUCCUAAGUUGUAUGUAAAUAGAAGUAUUCAUAAUCUUCUUUGCAGCGGGAAAAACAAAACAAGAAAAGAGUAUAUAGGUUUAGGUAUACACACUGAUGAACAAGCAGUUUAAGAUAUUCAUUGUUUAGUGUUUAAGAGUGUGUUUAAGAUAUUAGUUGAUGUUGAAACAGACUUGUUUUUGUAAUUUAAUUCUUAUAAAAUU